UACCGUGGGCCACCGAGUCCAGAAAUCGACGCCGCAUGGCUACGAAUCGGUCUCGCAACCCCUGGCAUACGGCUUUUUGAAUUUGAUCUCAAACUGCUAAACAAAACCGAUACCUCGAGCAGACGCCUGCACCGAAUACCGGAGGAAUUCGGGGGUGGAUAUCUGGGGAUGCUGGAAGUGUUCCACUUGCUGCAUUGUUUAAAUUCGUUGAGGAAGGCAACUUACAAGGAGUAUUACAUUAAGGAGUGGAAGAAGGCAGGUGAGAGAGCUAUGAGGGUUCAUAACGGACCAGAUCACUGCAUCGACAUGUUGCGCGAGGUUCUCAUGUGCUCAGCUGAUGUGACGCCGUUGACAUUUUACGAUGCGUUGGAUAAUCCAGCACGAAAACUUCCCAUGCCUGAUUUCUCGACCUUGCAUACGUGUCGAAACUUCGACGAACUCUUGGAGUGGAAUGCGAAUAAUGACCGCGCGAUGAAGUGGGAUGAGAUGGGGCUUGACUUGAGCGACUCGCAUCAUGUUGAUUGA
Molecule: messenger RNA, 525 nt
Organism: Amorphotheca resinae ATCC 22711
Lineage: Eukaryota; Fungi; Ascomycota; Leotiomycetes; Helotiales; Amorphothecaceae
Exons: 2
Biological process (GO): mycotoxin biosynthetic process
Source: RefSeq, a predicted model, not a curated record